This is a messenger RNA of Emys orbicularis (European pond turtle), 4839 nucleotides long. RefSeq names its product zinc finger FYVE-type containing 16 (gene ZFYVE16). Gene Ontology annotation, molecular function: metal ion binding. NCBI's taxonomy places the organism in Eukaryota, Metazoa, Chordata, Testudines, Emydidae. Gene Ontology annotation, biological process: endosomal transport; protein targeting to lysosome. The coding region runs from base 5 to 4732 and encodes 1575 amino acids. The transcript is spliced from 18 exons. Gene Ontology annotation, cellular component: early endosome membrane. The record is from RefSeq and is a predicted model, not a curated record.
UAGAAUGGACAGUUACUUUAAAGCAGCCGUCUGUGACUUGGACAAAGUACUUGAUGAAUUUGAGCAAAAUACAGAUGAACUUGACUGCUACAGAACAGCUGCAAACCAGUGUGAUUCAAUACAGCAUUCAGUCUCUUCAGAAUUGGAUUACUUACAACCUGUAUUCCUGGUACCAAAAGUGCAAGAAUAUGUUAGCAGUUGUAGUAUGUCAGAAGAAUUCUCUCUAGCCAGUCAGGCUACAACAAAUACAGCAAAGUUUGAACUGAAUUCCUCAGCACAAAAUGAGAAAAAUGUUACUGGACUUGAUCUUCUGUCUACUGUGGAUGGUGGUGCCUCAAAUGAAAUUCAGCCUUUGAGCCUGGGGAGGUGUAGUAUACCUAUAUGUGAUCUCAUCAGUGACACAGGUAAUUUGAUCCAUUCAACGAGUAAUCAUGAAGAUAUUCAGAAGCUGCAGCCAGAUGACUUCCAAUGCAAUGAGAACUCUUUGGUUGGGUUUGAUUUAUCUUUAGUACCAGCUACAGUUUGUAGUUUGUCAGUAGCUUUCGGUGGUGUUUCAGGCACAGAACAACAAAAUGGUGGGGACACAACACUACAAGAUGAAGGACAUGUUGCAACAAAAGAGUUGAGCCAGUUGGAUUUUAAAACACACAAUCGUGGUAAAGCAAAGCUCUCAGAGUCAUGUGAUAGUCAAAUUAGGACAGAAACUUUAAAGGAUAAUCAGGUAUUUGAUCAGCUGGAACAAAUUACAGGCCUUUACUCUACAUCUGCCUUUGUAACAUCACAGACCCCAAAUGCACUCAGUUCCAAAGAUGACACAACCCUUGAAAAGCUGCCUUGUGAAUCAUUAAAAGAUGCAAGUCUGUGCUGUGUGAUAAGUCAAGAGUCACCUGAAGAGAGUGUUAAUGAAAAUGUAGAUUCAAAAGAUGAAGGUAAUGGGGAAUCCUUGCCUUCUGAUCUGCCAAAGAGUUCUGAAUUACACAAAAGCAGUUUAAAAUUAUCUGGAAAAUGUGUUUUACCAGACUCUUCUUCUCAAAUAGAGGAUAGGGUAGUAUUAGAUAAGAUGAAAAGUGCAGAAGAAAACAUGUGCAGUCCAGAACUUAAUACCAAUGAAAUAUUGCACAGUGUUUCAACUUCACAUGUAACCGAUGAAGAUAUCCAAACCUCAUUGUCAUGUCUUCCACUUGCUGUAUCCAUAUGUGGUUCAUUAGUUGUAACAGAAGACAAAAGUGGCCAUAUACCUCACAAUGAAAAAGCAGAUGUCAUCAGUGAUACUGUGACUAUGCAUGCAGGAAAAUCUAAGCAUGGAUUCUCCAAUAUGGAAUCCUCUGGAAAGAUGGAACCUUCUGAACAGGAAGGAUAUCUAAACCAAAUCAACCAAUGCUUUGUAGAAGAAGCUAUAACUAUAGCCGGAAAGAAGAGGGAAUCUGACAACAAAAUUAAUAAAGGUGAUUCUCCCCAAAUCCACGCUGCUGCUGGCCCUGUUGGAGAAUCUAAAAUUGAACUGUGCAGUGAUGGUAUUCAGCCAGUUGACAGUCAUGAUCAAAGUAUUACUUGUCCAGUUUUAGCUGACUUAACUAUUGAGGAAGACUUAAUUAAAAGUGAUUCACUGAUUAGUGAUGCUGAGCUUGAUGCCUUCUUAUCUGGACAGUGUCUUCAACCCAAUAAUUCAAAGCCCUUUGAAGAAGGUAUGGAUGAUCUGCUGGAGUCUGAUGCAAAUCAAGCAAACCUGGAUUUCAAAAAGGUCAAUGAUUCACAAACAAAAGCAAAACUGGAGGAGAUUGGAGAGAUUUUCAGUAUUAAAAGUACUUGUAGAAUAGCUGAUAUUGAAUAUAAAUUGGAGUCUCCCCCAGAAAAAAGUACAUAUCCUAUUCAACAAGAGGCCUCUAACCAUAUAACUGAGACUCCUAUUGAAGUACCUGUCCCUACUCUUAGCCAUCAGAACGUACAUAUUGGAGGUGCUAGACCUAAACAGUUGCUUAAUCUUUCUCAAAGAACUGCAAUUGAGAGAGAGCUCAGCAAGCCAAAUAUGCCUAUGACUGAAUUCCGGGAAGUGAAUUCCAUACCCCCAAAAGCCCGUCUCUCAGAAACCAAAACUAGUACUGACAUAAGCUCCAAAUGUAAUCAGUCUGAUACAGAAAACUCCUUGGAAGCAGGUGGAAGUUGUGUGCCUCCAAGCAUAGAACCUGUUAAAACACCUCUAGUUCUGGGACUAAAACAGCCACCCUGGGUCCCCGAUUCAGAGGCACCCAACUGCAUGAACUGCCAAGUCAAGUUCACAUUUACAAAAAGAAGACACCACUGUCGUGCAUGUGGGAAAGUGUUCUGUGGUGUCUGUUGCAAUCGGAAGUGUAAGCUGCAGUACACUGAAAAGGAAGCAAGAGUCUGUAUUGGCUGUUACAAAUCUAUUAAUAAAGCACAGGCAUUUGAAAGGAUGAUGAGUCCAACUGGUCCUAUCCCUAAUUCCAGUAUCUCCUCUGAAUGUUGUUCUACUGUUCCACCUUUGCAGGAAGCUCAGACAGUUGGCACACCUAAUUCUCCUUCAUCUUCUGUUUUGUUACCUAUCUCUGUACUUAAACAACCAGGUGCUGAUGGGCUGUGCGCCAGAGAACAGAGGAGAGUCUGGUUUGCAGAUGGUAUUUUGCCUAAUGGUGAAGUUGCAGACACAACAAAACUAUCUUCUGGAGUCAAGAGGUCUUCGCAAGAGCUGAGUCCAGUAAGCCCUGACUUACCAGAGGUUGCAAGUCCGGUAGAUGACAUCUGUGUAACUGAUGUAAAACCAAAGGAUGAAACUCCAAUUACUGCAGGAACUGAGAAAUUCCAUUGUUCCUUACAUGUUGCUCCAGAUGAUGACCAGUUGCCCACUACAGGGAAAACUGAGAUGUUGCAUAGUCCUGACUCUGUAAUUCCAGCUGCUGAUGAAUUACCUUUUAUUACAAAAGUUGAGAAGUCUCCUAGUCUUGGCACAGUUAACCAAACUAAUGAUGAUUCACCUGUUAGUCCUUCAGACUACAGAAUGCUAUGUGGUAUUGGAAACUGUGUUAGCAAAGAGUUCAGCCUUAUUCCUGAUGAUGAUGGACUGCCACCAUUCUUACUUGCAACUGGAGAAAAAGGAAAAGAUCCUCUGGUGGAAGAACACCCAUCUCAUCAGCAGGUCACCUUGCUUCUUGCAGAAGGAGGACCUAAUCCAUUAACAUUUAUCCUAAAUGCAAACCUCCUUGUGAAUGUCAAGUUAGUAUCUUAUUCUUCAGAAAAGUGCUGGUACUUCUCAACAAAUGGAUUACAUAGCUUGGGUCAGGCAGAAAUUAUCAUUAUGUUGGUAUGUUUGCCAAAUGAAGAUGCUGUUCCUAAAGAAAUCUUCACGUUGUUUGUUGACAUAUAUAAGGAUGCAGUGAAAGGAAAAUACAUAGGAAACUUGGAAAAUUUUACCUUCACUGAAAGCUUUCUUGGUAGCAAGGAUCAUGGAGGAUUCCUGUUUGUUGCACCAACUUUUCAGAAACUUGAUAAUCUCGUGUUACCAAAUAAUCCUUUCCUUUGUGGCAUUCUCAUUCAGAAACUGGAAAUACCAUGGGCAAAGGUUUUUCCAAUUCGCUUAAUGUUGAGAUUGGGAGCAGAAUACGGGGUUUACAGGCUGGCUGUUGCCACUGCAAUGCAACUCUUCCUGCUUUUAGGGGCUGCUGUUCUUCCACAUUUGCUAUACAGGCAUCUUGUGCUUCUGAAUCAAACAUACCCAACUCCUGUAACAAGUAUCAGACACCGAAAGCCUCUCUUUGGGGAGAUAGGACAUACAAUCAUGAACUUACUUGUUGACCUUAGAAAUUAUCAAUAUACCUUGCAUACCAUAGAUAAUUUAUUUAUCCAUAUGGAAAUGGGUAAAAGCUGCAUUAAAAUCCCUCUGAGGAGAUACGAUGAAGUAAUGAAAGUAAUACAUUCUUCUAAUGAGCAUGUUAUUAGCAUUGGAGCCAGUUUUAGCACUGAAGCAGAUUCUCACUUAGUUUGUGUACAGAGUGAUGGAGUCUAUCAGACACAAGCAAACAGUGCUACUGGCCACCCUAGGAGAAUUACAGGUGCAAGUUUUGUAGUAUUCAAUGGAGCCCUAAAAACAUCUUCAGGAUUUCUUGCUAAAUCAAGUAUAGUUGAAGAUGGACUAAUGGUACAAAUAACUCCAGAGACGAUGGAAGGUCUACGUCAAGCUUUAAGGGACAAAAAGGACUUUAAAAUUACAUGUGGCAAAAUGGAUGCAGAAGAAAUAAAAGAAUAUGUAGAUAUUUGCUGGGUAGAGAAUGAAGAAAAAGUAAACCAAGGAGUUAUAAGCCCAGUAGAUGGAAAGUCAAUGGAAGGAAUUCAGAGUGAAAGAAUACUACAGGGAGAUUUUGAAACUGAGGAAAAACUUAUGAAGUGUACCGAAGUGUUCUAUAUCCUAAAGGACCAUGAGCUAUCCAGUGCAACACCCUAUCAGUUUGCAAAAGAGAUUGCUGUAGCUUGCAGUGCUGCUCUUUGCCCGCAUCUCAAAACGCUGAAAAAUAAUGGGAUGAAUAAGCUAGGUCUCAGAGUCUCCAUUGAUACCGAUAUGGUUGAGUAUCAGUUAGGAUCUGGAGGCCAACUUCUUCCACAGCAUUAUCUAAAUGACCUGGACAGUGCUCUGAUUCCUGUGAUCCAUGGUGGGACAUCAGACCCCACAAGCUUACCAUUGGAAAUGGAAUUAAUAUUUUUUCUUACAGAAUACCUCUUUUAAUAUAAAUGACAGCAUAUAUUAUACUAUGUAUAAUCUGAUUUGCUAGAACUAACCCAACACCAAAGCUGUAAUGCUACCAACACUAAAAAAAUGUUAAGAUUUAUUUA